AGAAUCACUAGAUGUGCACGUUACGACUUCCUUACAUUUUAUAAUCAAUAUGUUUGCUAUUUAUGUGUGAUAUCAGCUUGACCAUAACAAUUGUUACUGUUUAUUAUACUUCGUGAAACCCUUGGGUUUGAUGUCUUAUAUAACCAUUCUACUUCUUGCAUGUCUAUCUUUUAAUUGUUACCGUACUCAAGACUAUUUACUGAUGACGGUAGUGAGACGCGGCGGAAGCGGUUUGAUUUCGUUUUAAAGAAGCGCCGACUCUCAUUGAAUGAGGCAGAAUUUAAAGCAGCGUUUUGUUUUUAGAAAUCGUUUUUAAAUACACGCACGUAUAAUUUGAAGGACAUACAUUUGCACGAAAGCUACGGUCCAACGGUAGGUGGCGAGCUGGCGCAGGUUGUGGGGUGCCCGUGGACAAUGAGAGAUAGUGGAGGCAGUCUGACACAGAACCUCUGGGCCAAUGAGCUGACCUUGCCUGGGGGCCAGGAGGGCAGUGGCGGUGGGGGGAUGGGAGGGGCUCAUCUCAUGGACCCAGCUGCUGCCCACCACGCCCCCAGCCCCAUCCACCUCAAACUAGGACAGCAAGAGAAGGAGAGGGUUUGGGAUGCAGAGUAUAUAGACCAGGAAGAAGAAUUGGAGGAGGAGGAGGAGGACUGUGAUGAUGAUGAUGAUUAUGAGGAGGGGGGAGAGGAUGAGGGAGAAGAGCAGCAGGAGGAGGACGAUGACGACGACGAAGGCGAAGAAGAUGAGUACGACGAUAGAGUCGGUUGGGAGGUAGGAGGAGAGGGGGACUGGGGGUUACUGCCGUUGCCACGUGAACUGCAUCAGCAGCAGCUACAGAUGCACCCUGGACACGAUGCCUUGGACUCUGCUGGCAGCCCCGCCCAUACACGGCUGAACGGGAUGCGGGGGCGGAGGCUGCAGCUGCGCCGGCGGAGACUGGGCCGCUACACCAGCCUGCGGUCCCGCCUGGCCCAGCACUGGAGGUCCUGGCGUCAGUGGGCCCAGUGCUCCACAGCCACCGGUGGGCUCGGGUGGGGGCAGAGGCGACGUCGACAGCUCGGGCUGUACCGCCGCUGGCAGAGCAGGACCCGGCCCACCCGGGGACCAGUGCAGAACGGGCAGACUGCUGUCCUGUUUGGGGAGUCGGGAUUGAUGGGCCGCAGAUUGAAUGGCUUUUCUGGCGAGAUUCAGAUUGGCCAUGUGGUCAGCAUGGCGGAAAUGAGGGGCCAGAGCUCACCUCCCGAAUCUCCAGACAAUGCCUUGCAUCCUUCCCGGGACAAAGCCCCUCCUCACAACACACUUUCUGAUGAACACAUUACUUGCAUCCAAGGUAUUCUGGAGGAUUUCCUGCAGCAGUACGGCAGUUUGAUCCCCAUCCACACAGAUGAGGUGGUGGAGAAGUUAGAGGACGUCUUCAACGAGAGCUUCUCUCAGCCCAACAGGAAGAUGGUGGUGCAACAGCAAAUUCAAUCCCACCAGCGGCUGUCUGGAACUGCCAUGGUACGAGGGUUCCGCGUAAACUACAAGCGGCACGUCCUGACCAUGGAUGACCUCAGCACGUUGUAUGGACAGAACUGGCUCAAUGACCAGGUCAUGAAUAUGUAUGGGGAUUUAGUGAUGGAUUCUGUGCCUGAGAAGGUUCAUUUUUUUAAUAGCUUUUUUUAUGACAAAUUGAGGACAAAAGGUUAUGAUGGUGUCAAGCGGUGGACAAAAAAUGUGGACAUCUUUCAGAAAGAGCUCCUGUUGAUUCCCAUUCACCUGGAGGUCCACUGGUCGCUGGUGUGUGUGGACGUCCCGCGUCGAGCUAUUACUUACUUCGACUCCCAGCGUACCCUAAACCGUCGUUGCCCCAAGCAUAUUGCAAAGUACCUGCAGGCAGAGGCUGUCAAAAAAGAGCAGAAGGACUUUCUAACUGGGUGGAAAGGCUUCUUCAAAAUGAAUGUGGCCAGGCAGAACAAUGACAGCGACUGUGGGGCCUUCGUUCUUCAGUACUGCAAGUGUUUAGCCCUGGGACAGCCGUUCAGCUUUGGCCAGCAGGACAUGCCAAAGCUGAGGAGACUCAUGUACAAAGAACUGUGUCACUGCAAGCUCUCUGUGUGAGACCGGGACAACCAAGCAAGGGAGCGCAAGGAGAGACCCAUCCAACCACUUUCACUUCCCAUCCAUUUUUUUUUUUUUGUAAAGCGUAUAUAUACAUUUUCCUUCCCUCCCAUUAUUCUCCCCCCCUCUACCCUUUCCUUUAAAAUCCUUAUUUUUUAAAUUUGUGGUUGAUUGAGGCCAACUGUACUUUUACCCAUUGUCUUUAGGGAAAAAGUACAACAGAGGACAUUCGUUCUGUGAGGAACUCUGAACUAUCACUAGCCAAUUUUCCACUGUAGGAACUGCUACAAGAGGCAAGCACUAGAACCACGAACCAAAAACAAAAUUGGCAGGGUAACUUUUUUUUUGGCAUCUCUUUUCACAUGGCCAGUCUUUGCUGUUCUUUUCCUUCCCCUGGCCCAAUCUGUAGAGAGAAUUAGAUUUUUAAUUUAAUCCAGUUGGCAGACAGACUACUGGGAAAAGUAGAAAAAUAGACCUUAGGUGUAUAACCCUUGAAAUUGCCUUUUUUGCCACAUUGAACACUGCAUAAAUGCCUUCUGUCAAUGUCCUACUGCCAGACUGUUUCCAUUUCAUAAAGCAGAGAGAUUAAAUAAGAUGUACUUUAUUAAAACCCAUGGGGAAAUUGGUUUGUCAAACAUAUAGCUUUAAACAGUCAUGGGCCAGCAGUAUGACACGUGUGGCUUAGAUACAUAGAAAACUACUAAUAAUCAGCUAUAAACUGAACAUGUGAUAUUCUUUGUAAAAUGAACAGCAACAAACAUGGCUCUUCAUUUUACUUAUCUAGAAACUGAAAAAACACAUGAUUUUUCACGUGAUUGGCUGUGUCUGGGGUGGCAACAACAAUUCUGCCCAUGGCCCUUGUUCUGUUAUCUGAACUCUUAUGGACCUACAGCUGCACAGUUCUACUUGCCUGGCUUUUCUUUGACUUGACAGGAGUAACCAUGGAAAAAGCAUUCAGAACCAGAACUUAUAUCUUGUUCCAGUUCCGAAAGUGGAAAAGCCUCUUCUGUUGGAGGUCGCCAAAUAGUUUUUUUUUUUUUUGUCUUAAUGUAACUGAUAAGCUGUGUUCACUGCAAAAGAUGGUGCAUAAAGAAAGAAUUACAUUUCUUUUUACAAAAUAAUAUCUGAAGAAGUAUUGUCAUAAUGGACCACAUCAGCUAUAUACAGGUUUUUUUUUUUUUUUUUGUUUUUUUUUGUUUCCUUUUUAUGUCAGUUUUUUGACUAUGGCUGCCGUAUCCGUAAAUUAUAUGUUGCUGGAUUAUGGAAAACAAUGGCCGAAGAUUCAAUUGUUUUUUAUCUUUUGAAUUGCAUACGUUGUGGUAUAAGUUGCAAAAAUAAAAGAACAAUUGAGACAUGAA
Molecule: messenger RNA, 3458 nt
Organism: Anguilla rostrata (American eel)
Lineage: Eukaryota; Metazoa; Chordata; Actinopteri; Anguilliformes; Anguillidae
Gene: senp3a
Product: SUMO specific peptidase 3a
Exons: 11
Coding region: 415-2100 (561 amino acids)
Biological process (GO): protein desumoylation; proteolysis
Cellular component (GO): nucleus
Molecular function (GO): deSUMOylase activity
Source: RefSeq, a predicted model, not a curated record